Molecule: messenger RNA, 1832 nt
Organism: Chenopodium quinoa (quinoa)
Lineage: Eukaryota; Viridiplantae; Streptophyta; Magnoliopsida; Caryophyllales; Amaranthaceae
Product: methyl-CpG-binding domain-containing protein 7-like
Exons: 7
Coding region: 587-1525 (312 amino acids)
Molecular function (GO): DNA binding
Source: RefSeq, a predicted model, not a curated record
GUUCGCAGACUUCAAAGUUCCGCACGAUCUUACGCGCAGGACGACCUUGAGUUAUACGUAGGAGCAAGCUAUAGGUCGUACUUGAUCAAGCGCGAGGAUAACAUUCUCCGUUUUACAUUACUCCAUACAAUUCCAAUUAUCAACGACCUCGGUUCUCAACAUCGAUCGUACCAUGGCUCCAAGUCACCAACACGGCCUCACCGCCUCACGGGUUGAAAAAAGAGCUGGACUCCAAACAAGUACACCGUACGAACUAGUAUGAUUAUUUAUCAUCAUAAGUUCAGAAUAGAUCAAAUUCUGAAAUUAAAAUAAUCAAAAAGCCCAAAAAUGAAAUAGAUUUAUAUAGUUCAGAACUUCAGACUUUAGUGUGGGUUGAGAAUGAGAUAAUUACGAUGACUACAUUAUUGUAUGCUAACUAAAUCGAGUAAAAUGCCUUUUCUCACUCUGAGGUCAAACCAAUUAACUAUGGUUACUCUCAUGGAGUCAGUGUACAACUAAACUAAAACCCUCUUUCUCUCUCCUCUUUCCUCCCCCUUCUCUCUAUACUUCACUGAGUUCCGAGUUCAAACGGCCGCCGAUCGAAGAUAUGAGGUCACCCCCCAAAUCUCCGGCGACCAUGUCGGCGCAACCGGAGCCGAUCGAGGUGGUUCAUGCCGGAAAGCGGCCGGAAAUGCGAUUGGUUCCAAUUCUUCCGAACAUUCCAGAAUUUGAGCUUCCUGAUGGCUGGAUUGUUGAAGUCCGCCCUCGUGGUCCUACUUCCUCUAUUAAGAUGUCUGACAAGUAUUAUUAUGAGCCUGGAACUGGACGUAAGUUCCGUUCUCUGAUAUCUGUUCAGCGGUACUUAUCUGGAGAGGAAGAUGUUGUUGUGCCCAGGAGUAAGCCAUCCAAUAAGCAGCCAUCCAAUAGUCUGGUGCCUUAUCAACAUUCUGGUACCGUUAGGAGAAUCGUCUAUGGCGGGAAGGUCUUGAGGCCAGAUGAAUUAGAGGAGGCACGCCGGGCAAAAUUGGAUGACAUUGUUCCUGAAACUUUUCAGCCUAAAUCAUCUUCCAUUCUUCCUGAUGGCUGGAUAGUGGAGGAAAUUCCACGAAAAUGUGGUACUAGAUGCGACAGGUAUUAUAUUGAGCCAAGAAAUGGUCAGAAAUUUCGAUCAGUACCAGAAGUUCAGAAAUAUCUGGCAUCACAUAAACAUAGCUCUAAAAGCAAGGCAUUAACUUUGAAAAAUCAUUCAACUGCUCCACGAAGUCCAGCUCCAAGGAAGAAGAACACUUCACUUAAGACGUUCAAGACGUCAAUGUUCAGGACAUUCAGGACGUCAAUUAUUGAUCUUACAAAUCCCCCAGAAAAGAUUAAUUGGGUAUAUAGCGGUGAUGGGAGAGAUAACUGGAGCCCACUUGUAGAAGAAUGCAUGCUUCCAGAUUAUAUAAAAGAACAAUGGGAAGAAACUUUCUUGCUUGGUAUGAAUGGAUGGAAGCAUCGAGUCCCACAGCUGACGAUGGGUGAGAGCCUUCAGGCAACAAAUGCAUAAAGUGGAGAUCCAUUCUCCUGCUGUAAAUUUUAUCCCGUCGUUGAUCUAUCUUGAACUGAACUGAUGUGUACAGUAUUAAAAAUGUUGAGGAUUUGAAUCUCUGUUAAAAUGUUUUCCCUUAGCGGCUUAGUUGCCGAUGUUGAACAAAUAUUGGGUUUACCUCCCUUUCACGUAGUUGCCUAUACUGCGGCUUCAUGAUUAUGUCCAAGGAAGCUUCCCCUACCCAAUAGGUACCAGAAAUAAGGGUGUUAGUGUUUCUGUUGCAUUAUGGAUUUGUGGAACUAUUUAUGAAGCCUUGUUUAUUCAA